Dreissena polymorpha is the source of this 1812-nucleotide messenger RNA. RefSeq lists its product as uncharacterized. The coding region runs from base 262 to 1419 and encodes 385 amino acids. NCBI's taxonomy places the organism in Eukaryota, Metazoa, Mollusca, Bivalvia, Myida, Dreissenidae. The transcript has 5 exons. Gene Ontology annotation, molecular function: phosphatase activity. Gene Ontology annotation, cellular component: cytoplasm. The record is from RefSeq and is a predicted model, not a curated record.
GGUUCAUCGAACAUAGAGGAUGUCUAUGAAUAGCUUCAAUGACAAGUGUUUGGCUUAUGUAAGCUAAAUUUGUAAGUGUCAUCUACAAACACGUGGAUAUAACUCGUCCAGAAACGUUGAGCCCACGAUACUUGGAAGGAUGGCCGAGCGGUCUAAUUGGUGUUUACUCCAGGACUCCGGGGGUCACAGUCGACUCACUGGUUUGAGCCCUGCUGCGGCCACUUUUUGCCCUGUCUUUUGGAAAAUAAUACAACUUGUGACAUGUUUUCAGAAACUGUAAUACGUCGAUGUAUGAACGCCGUCUUGAACUGUUCCCAACGAAGAGGCAUUGCCAAUGUUGAAGCGAUUAAAACAACACCAAUACGAUGUGCAAACUCCGUUCACCGCUUUCUUGACAGAUAUGACACGUUCUUGUUCGACUGUGACGGUGUAUUGUGGGGAAAUGAUCAUGUGACACCUAUAGACGGCAUCUCAUCGGCCAUCUCAAUGCUACAGAAGCUGGGCAAGAAACUGAUUGACGUAACAAACAAUAGCACGACGUCAAGACUCGCGCUUCAGAAGAAAUUUACUAAGUAUGGAUUUGAAUCGCCUAUGGAAAAUAUAUUUGGUCCUGGAUACGUUUCGGCCAAGUAUUUAAAAGAGGUAUUGAAAGUUACUGGAAAAACGUACCUAGUAUGUGGCGAUCCAGUGAAGUGGGAAUUGGAUCAAUUAGGUAUGGAAAACGUUGGAUGUGGCUCAGAUGUUGAUAAACCCACAAAUGAUAUUCAUGAGCUCCUCGACCAUUCUUUUCAUGACGACAUAGAGGCUGUACUGGUUGGAUUUGAUGAGCAUUUUAGCUUUAAUAAGAUAUAUAAGGCCGCGAGUUACGUAUCCAAUCCGCAUUGCCAUUUUGUGGCAACAAAUAGUUUAGAAAGGGGAAUGUUUAUUGGGUCAGCUAUAGACCGUUCCAUAAUUUAUACAGGGGCGGGUAUUCUCUACGUCUUUGGCUUUUGGAAUCGCAGACUCGCACCAGUUAGCAGCAGUGUAAUGGCGGACAGUCACGUGACUGACAAUAUGGCGGCGGUCAAUUUAUCGAUUAUGGAACGGUCUAUAUACAACACAGAAACCAAUCGACGACGAUUACCGCUAACGGGUGUAAUGGUCAACUCUGUCGCAAUUGCUGCCAACAGGGAACCUUUUGUUGUCGGGAAACCGUCUCGAACAAUGUUUGAUUUCGUUUUAAAGGCACACUCCGACUUGAAUUUAAAGAGAACUGUAUUUGUAGGUGAUAAUUUGAAAGCGGACAUGGCAUUUGCGCGUACUGUUGGUAUAGAUUCAGCUCUAGUAUUGACAGGCGUUCACAAAGUCGUAGAUAUACAACACCACACUGAUUUUACACCCACCUAUGUGUUGAACAGUUUAGCAGAUAUAGCCUGCUGAUCAGUUUUGUAUCGGUAUGACGUUCACAAAAUCAUGAAAUAUAUUUAGUAUUUGGGCCCAAUGUUUUAUUUGUUGAUGCGUUAAGACAAAACAUUGGAAAAGAUGUAACGCACCAUGGAUAAGAAAACAGAUAAGGGUCCAAAACUUCUUAAUGUUAAAUGAUAAUACAAAGACAUUUUGAAUUGCUUUAAGAGGAUAUCUAAAAUAUGCAUAACCAUGUACAAAAUGUACUAGUCCUGUUAUUUUAUUCACCAUAAUUUCAUGUUUUGGUGUUUUAUUCAGAUAAUCCUCAAAUCAAUGGUAGCUUAUUUCAUCGAUAUGCAGAUAUAUAUUGUAAAACUGUUCUGUGUGUACUUGAGAAACGUUCAACAUUAAACAUUACUGUCCACAUUA